CCAGGGCCAGGACCAGGGAGAGAAGGAACAAGGAGGGAAGGACCUAGGAGAGAAGGCUGGACCAGAGGCAUGGAGACAAGGGCCAGGACCAGAAAGGCAAGGAUCAGGGACAGAAGGACCAGAGAGAGAGGGCUGGACCAGGACCAGAAAGGAGCAGGGAGAGAAGGAGCAGGGAGAGGAGGCUGGACCAGGGGCAUGGAGAGAAGGAGCAGGGAGAGAAGGAGCAGGGAGAGGAGGAUGGACCAGGGGCAGGGAGAGAAGGAGCAGGGAGACAAGGAGCAGGGAGAGGAGGAUGGACCAGGGGCAUGGAGAGAAGGAGCAGGGAGACAAGGAGCAGGGAGAGGAGGCUGGACCAGGGGCAUGGAGAGAAAGAGCAGGGAGAGAAGGAGCAGGGAGAGGAGGCUGGACCAGGGGCAUGGAGAGAAGGAGCAGGGAGAGAAGGAGCAGGGAGAGAAGGCUGGAGCAGGGGCAUGGAGACAAGGAGCAGGGAGAGAAGGAGCAGGGAGAGAAGGCUGGAGCAGGGGCAUGGAGAGAAGGAGCAGGGAGAGAAGGCUGGAGCAGGGGCAUGGAGACAAGGAGCAGGGAGAAGAGGGGCAGGGAGAUGCGGGCACCCCAUGGCUCCAUCCUCAGGCAGCUGGCCGUGUGCUGUCUGCCCCUGCAGGUGCCCAAGCCGUGCUGCAGCAGCCUGGGGGUGCAGAGCUCCCUGGGGGUGCACUGCAGCAUCCAGCGCCGGAUCGCUCUCUUCACCGCCUGCCUCCCUCCGCAGCUGCGGCUCCCGGGCAGCGCCGGGCAGCAGAGCCAGAGCCCUGCCGGGGACGAGCCUGCCCAUCUUGCCAGCCAGCCUGCCCUGCAGGUCCUCCUUUCUCCCGACGUUCCCCACCAGACCCUGGCAGGCUUCGUGAAGGCAUCGCAGGGCUUGCACAGGAGCAGCCCCGGGCACUACGAGCGCCUGGUCUGCCUGCUCCUCCUGCAGGCGUGCAUGGGGCUGGAGCACCUCCGAGCGCAGAACGCGGUGCGAGGAGACCUCUGCCCCGACAACCUGCUGCUGGUGCAGUGCCCACGUCCUCCCCGGAGCCAGCAGGGCAAGGAGGUCCCCCCGGGGCUGUGCCUUCCGAGGUUGCUCAUCAGCAGCUUCCUGGAGGUGCAAGGGCAGCGCAGAGCUCUUGGCAGCGGCCGGGAGCAGGAGCGGGCUGGGGGCUGCGCUGCACCGCCCUGCCCGGCGGAGGAUGAGCUGAACGUGGCCCUGCUCAUCUGCCACCUCCUGCACCUGGACAGCUCUCCGGAGCAGGCUUUGGGCUUCAGAGCCCGCAGGCUUCCUGACAUCCCCUCCCUGUCCAUCUACUCCUCGGGGCUCAGGCGCUUGGCCACGCUGCUGCUCCACGCAGACCCCUGCCAGAGGGUCUCGGUCGAGCAGGCAAAGAGCAUCCUGCAGGUCCUGCUCUGGGGGCCUCGCCAGGAGCUCUUUGCCAGGAGCAAGAAGAGCCUGAGGCUGCUGGGCAGCUGGGUGCAGGUGAAGAGGGCUCUGCUGCUCCUGCGGCUGGCAGAGGACUCGGCUGGAGGCGUGGGGAGCCCUGGGCUGGAGGAGUGGCUCUGCUGCCAGUACUUCAAGGAGGUCACCGAGCACAGCCUCUACCAAGCCACCCAGGCUCUCUAUGGUCCUUGAAGGUGAGCUGGAGCUUAGCCCACCCCCAGAGGGCUCCUCCAAGCAGGCAGUGGCACACCAGGAGCCCCAACAAGCUCCUUGGCCACCCACACCCUGAGAAGGUCCCCAGCAAGCACAGCCACACUCCGCAGCGCUGCUGCUGCUGCCCGUGGGCCAGAAAGCACCUGGCAGGGGUUGGUUGUCCCUGCUGAGCUCCAGCCAGCCCUGCUGUGCCACCUCUGCUGUACUAUCCUGAGUGACUACAAGAUGGCAGCAAAGGCCCUGGCACAGCAGCAGCUCAUCCCAGGCCACCUCGGGCAGCAGCUCCUGGAAAAACAAAGGAAGCAAACCCAGCUCCUGCCUGUGUGCCCCUGAGCCAAGCACCUCCGAGCACCCCCACCCUGCAACCCUCCUCCUGGCUUCCAGCCUGGGUGACCUCCUCUUCUUCAGCCAGGAGCAGCUCCAAGUGCCCAAGGUCAGGGAAACAUCUGGCAGGGACUGUGGCUCUCAGGGCAGGAGCAGGAAGGUCUCCACAGCCACAGGUCCCCGUGGGAGGCAGAGCACAGCCACAGCACCCAGACAGGGCCAGAACCUGGCUGGAGACCCAGGAGAGGGACUGUUGAGGAAGAAGCACCCAGUGGCCACGGCCACCUCCUCUCUGCUGGCCUUUGGCACACCAAGGACAAGCUCACAGCAUCCCAGGAUGAGCCAGAGCAGGAUGGAGGAGCCACAGGAACAUUGGCAAGAGGCCUGGGGGAAGGAGACCUCUCCCCUGCCCUGCUCUGCAGCAGAGCCAGGAGCUGUGGUCCCAGAAGAGAGGACAGCUGGGACCAGGCAGCAGGGCAGGACCUGGGGAGCAGAGCUGGGGCAGCAGCAGUGAGAGGGUGACAGAAAGACCUGAAGCUGAUUAAACAGCUAAUUAAGAGCACUGAUUAAAGAGCUAAUUAAGAGCACUCAGCUCCCACUGAGGGGGGGGGGGAAGCAAACUGCACCACAGGCUCUCUGGCAACACUGUGCCACCCCCCCCCGGGGUUGUCCCACUCUCCAGAAGGAAGCUUCUAGGGCUUAUUCCAGGUGAUUCCAGUGCUGCUCAGAGCAUCUACCCAGGGGUGAGCCCUGGGGUGAAGCUGCUCAGCCUGCAGAAGGCUGCAGGGAGAACUUGCAGCAGCCUGUCAGGACCUGGAGAGGCUUCAGGAGAGCUGGGGAAGGACUUUGGGUGAGGGCUGGGAGCGAAAGGAUGAGGGAUAAUUGGGUGUGAGCUGGGAGAGGGAGAGAAGAAAUUCCUGACAGUGAGGAUGGGGAAGACACUGGCACAGGUUUGCCCAGGGAGGUUGUGGAACAGAGGCACAGAAUGUGACCAACUGGCACAGGCAUUGCCUCGGCCCAGCUGCAGGACCUUGCCCUUGGUCUUGUUGCACCUCCUGAGCUUGGCUUGUGCCCACCUCUGCAGCCUGCCCAGCUCCCUCUGGCUGGAUCCUGCCCUCCAGCCUGGCUGCUGCAGCACACAGCUUGGUGUGGGCAGCAAACCUGCUGAGGCUGCACUCAGUGCCUCUGCCCAUGGCACCCACAGAGAUGCUGACCAAGAGUGGUGCCAGGACCGAUCCCUGAGGGACUCCACUUGGCACUGCCCUCUUUGGGUGCAGUCCUCAAGCCAGUUCUGCAUCCAUCAGUGCUCCACCCAGCCUGGACACCAGGCUGUGGUGUGGAACAGCACCAAAGGCCUUGCUCAGGCCCAGCUCAAUGCCAUCAGUUGCUCACCUCUCAUCUGUGAAUGUUGUGACCUGCUCAUAGAAGGCCUCCAGGUUUGCCAGGCAGGACCUGCCCUCGGUGCAGCUAUGCUGAUUGCAGCCCAAUCCCAACCCCCAAUGCCAGAAGCAAGCAAAAAAAAAUGAGCAACACCUUUCCAUACCUGCAACUUUUAAUGGUUUUUGGUUGGGAGGAGGAGGAGGAGGAGGAGGAGGAGAAGGAGGGAAGGAAGCAGUUCCAGAGCCAAUCUCUUCCAAACUUUUGGAGUUGCAAAGAAAAUGCUGUUGGCUUCAUUGGUUGUUUUUUUUUGGG
Pogoniulus pusillus (Red-fronted tinkerbird) is the source of this 3700-nucleotide messenger RNA. Its product is annotated as inactive tyrosine-protein kinase PRAG1-like. The transcript has a single exon. Bases 293 to 1663 code for a protein of 456 amino acids. The record is from RefSeq and is a predicted model, not a curated record. Gene Ontology annotation, biological process: protein phosphorylation. Lineage: Eukaryota; Metazoa; Chordata; Aves; Piciformes; Lybiidae. Gene Ontology annotation, molecular function: protein kinase activity.